This is a messenger RNA of Medicago truncatula (barrel medic), 2351 nucleotides long. Its product is annotated as cationic amino acid transporter 2, vacuolar. Bases 214 to 2103 code for a protein of 629 amino acids. The record is from RefSeq and is a predicted model, not a curated record. Gene Ontology annotation, cellular component: membrane. Lineage: Eukaryota; Viridiplantae; Streptophyta; Magnoliopsida; Fabales; Fabaceae. The transcript has 14 exons. Gene Ontology annotation, molecular function: amino acid transmembrane transporter activity. Gene Ontology annotation, biological process: amino acid transport; transmembrane transport.
ACACACAGUUUUAACAAGUAAACAAAGUGACACAAAAAGAAUACAAACAAGGAGUGUUCAGUUUCUUUGUUUCACUUCUCUUACACCUUCAAUCCACACACAUUGUCACUAAAAUAACAAUCAUUCAUUUCACUCUCUAGUCUGAAACCAUUUCUUGUACCUAAAUUGUUUGAUACAUUGCUUGUUCAGUAAGAAAAAAAAAAGAUUUUUGUGAUGGGGUUUGUUGAUUCACAAGAGGGUAGUGGUAGUGAUUAUGGAGGACAAGGUUCAUCAUGUUCAUGGAGGUUUUUAACUAGAAGGAAAAAGGUUGACAAUAGCAGCAAUUCUCAUCAUGGAGUGCAACUUGCUAAGGAGUUAACUAUUCCUCAUCUUAUGGCAAUUGGUGUUGGUGCAACAAUUGGUGCUGGUGUGUAUGUUUUGGUUGGAACUGUAGCAAGGGAACAUGCUGGACCAGCUUUACCAUUUUCAUUCAUGGUUGCUGGUAUAGCAGCAGCUCUUUCAGCUCUUUGUUAUGCUGAGUUGGCUAGUCGUUUUCCUUCUGCUGGAAGUGCUUAUCACUAUGCUUACAUAUGUCUUGGUGAAGGGGUUUCUUGGUUGAUUGGUUGGUCCUUAAUAUUGGAAUAUGGUGUUGGUGGAGCUGCUGUCGCUCGUGGCAUUACCCCUAAUUUGGCUGCACUUAUUGGAGGAGUGGACAACUUGCCAAGAUUUUUAUCCUAUCAACGUAUUCCUGGGAUUGAUAUUGAUGUAGACCCACUUUCAGCAUUUAUGGUAUUGAUUGUUACUUGGAUCCUGUGUACUGGCAUCAAGGAGAGUACAAGGAUACAAAGUAUAGUCACAUCAGUGAAUAUAUGUGCUUUGAUGUUUAUCAUCGUAGCUGGUGGUUAUUUGGGAUUCAAAACUGGAUGGAUUGGAUAUAAACUCCCUACAGGGUAUUUUGCAUUUGGAGUAGAUGGAAUGGUUGCUGGUUCUGCAACAGCUUUUUUUGCAUACAUAGGUUUUGAUGCAGUUGCCAGCGCUGCUGAAGAGGUGAAAAAUCCUCAGAGAGAUUUGCCAAUAGGAAUUGCAGCAUCAUUGUCACUAUGUUGUGGAUUGUAUAUGAUAGUAUCCAUUGUUGUGGUUGGUUUAGUACCUUACUAUGAUAUCAAUCCCAACACCCCUAUAUCCUCUGCAUUUGCUGUCAAUGGAAUGCAAUGGGCAGCAUACAUUAUAAAUGCUGGGGCUAUUACAGCAUUAUGCUCAUCAUUGCUUGGUGGAAUGUUGCCCCAGCCAAGAAUUUUGAUGGCUAUGGCAAGGGAUGGACUUCUACCACCAUUUUUUUCUGACAUAAAUAAGCAGAGCCAAGUUCCUGUAAAGAGUACCAUAGUUACUGGCCUUGUUGCUGCAUCCUUGGCCUUUUUCAUGGAUGUCUCUCAACUUGCUGGCAUGGUUAGUGUAGGCACUCUUCUUGCAUUCACAAUAGCAUCAAUAUCUGUGUUGAUAGUCAGAUAUAUUCCUCCUUCUCUACAAGAACCUAUUGAUUCAGAGUCAAUGGAGUGUGGUUGGAGCCAUUUGGUGACAAAUGUAAAAGAUGAAAACAAAAAACCUUUACUUGUUAAAGAGGAUGUAUCAACUGAUUACCCACUUCUUGCUAAACAUCUUGCAAUAGAAAACUAUGUACAUAAUGGUAAUAGGAGAGCAAUUGUUGGUUGUGUAAUAGCAUCCAUAUGUUUAGGUGUAUUUGUCCUUACAUUUGCAGCUUCUUCUACAUAUCUUCCCAGUUCUGUUAGAUUUACAUUAUGUGGAGUUGGUGGCAUUGUUCUUUUGUCUGGCUUUGUCUUCCUAACAUGUAUAGAUCAAGAUGAUGAAAGACACAACUUUGGACACUCUGGAGGUUUCACAUGUCCACUGGUGCCUCUACUGCCUAUAAUUUGCAUUGUUAUCAAUUCCUAUUUACUUAUUAGUCUUGGGGGUGCUACUUGGUUGCGAGUAUCUGUCUGGCUAGCAUUAGGAGUUAUUGUUUAUGCAUUCUAUGGUCGAACCCAUAGCUCUCUAAAAGAUACAAUUUAUGUGAAGACUGCUCAAGUUGAUGAUACUAAUUACACCCCCACAAGCCUUCUUGCUUAAUUAUACAAGCCUAUGUUAUUAGGGGAAAUAUCACACCAUGUGGAUCUUUUGUAUCCCAAGCCAAAGAAUAUAUUGCCACUUCAUUAGUGGUAUAUGUAAUCAUCAUUGUACAGAAAAUGCAAAAUUUUUAUGGUUUAUAUAUAGGUCAUAGUCAUAGUUUUUUUUUUUUUUUUUAUUACUUAGAGAAGAAGUAAUUAAUCAUGUGAAAGAUGUAUUUUAUAAGAAAAAUAUAUGAAAUUUUGAUUUUU